Molecule: messenger RNA, 1060 nt
Organism: Juglans regia (Persian walnut)
Lineage: Eukaryota; Viridiplantae; Streptophyta; Magnoliopsida; Fagales; Juglandaceae
Product: transcription repressor OFP7-like
Exons: 1
Coding region: 105-1037 (310 amino acids)
Biological process (GO): negative regulation of DNA-templated transcription
Source: RefSeq, a predicted model, not a curated record
GCCGGCCUCUCUCUCUCUCUCUCUCUCUCUCUACUAUUAUAUAUUCUGCCCUUUGAAAACCUCCUCAGUAAGUCACUCCUCAAAGCAAAGCCAUCUCAGAAGACAUGGCUAAACGUCUCAAGCUUAGGUUCCCUCGUUUAAUUGCCUCCUUCCAAUCCCUACAAAUUUGUCGUUCCAGAGACCCUUCUACUCUCCCAGAAAUUCCAUCGCCGGCGAUUUAUCGGGUGUCUACAGUCAACCAAAGAGCAUUGGACACCGUGUACCCUCCCAAGGUACUGGCGCCACCUUCAACACCAGAACAGUACCCUCUUCAUAAACGCCGGGUUUCGGCGAAGCUCAUAUCCGUCGGCUGCAGCCCCCGAUCAUCACCAGUCCACACGUGGAAGAACGAAGCUCAAAAGUCCGCCGCAGUGGCGGGAAGGAAUGAGUCCAAAACUCGUCGCAAGAAUCACAUCCCGGACAUCAAACCGGCGGUUUCGAAAACCGAAAGGGAGAAGAACAAAGGGAAUGUACGUACGAGCAUUCCUCUCGGAGACUGUAGCUGGUGUAGCGAUGUAGACGAAGAGAGCGAAGCCCUGCUUUCUUUCUCAAGGAGCUUCUCGAAGGAUAUGUCUCUAGAAUUCCUUUGCUCGGAGGAGAAGGCGAGGGAGGAAUCCAAGAAGAAUUCGGAGAUGGAGAACGUAAAGAAGGCACGGAGGCUGAGACGAUACUCUCUGAAAACCGAAUCAACAACGGUGGGAUCAAACGCGUCGGUGUUGAGGAGGAUGGUAACGUGCACGGCGAACGGGAAGGUGAGGGAGAGCUUCGCGGUGGUGAAGAGGACGGAAGAGCCGUACGAGGAAUUCAAGAGGUCGAUGAUGGAGAUGAUAUUGGAGAAGCAGAUAUUGGAGGCGGAGGAAUUGCAGGAGCUGUUGCAGUGUUUUUUGUCUCUGAAUUCGAGGCUUUAUCACGGAGUAAUCGUGGAGGCAUUCUCCGACAUUUGGGAGGUCUUGUUCUGCGACUCUCCUUGGGGCCACCGAGCCUCCGUCGGAUUUUGAUUUUUCUCAAGGGAGACAGACAA